AUGGGGCUGGGUCCGCGCUCCCCGCACAGGCCCGGGCGCCGGUGCCCAGCCGGUGGCAAACGAGGGCGCGGGGCCACGGGGUCGGGUGCCGCCCCCCCAGGCCGCGAGCGACAACCCCGCCCGCCUCCGGACCGGCGCCCGGAGCCGGCAGUGGAUGCGCACCCUCACCUGAGCCCCGAAGCUUUGGGGUAUUUCCGCCGCGCGCUCUCGGCGCUGAAAGAAGCUCCUGAGACGGGGGAAGAGAGGGAGUUGAUGGUCCAGAAUGUACUGAAGGAAGUGAAGGGUCAGGCCCUAGCCUUGGCCACUAACAGGACUGGCAGUGAAAUGCUCCAAGAACUGUUGGGGUUCAGUCCCUUGAAACCGUUCUGUCGAAUAUGGGCUGCUCUGCACCCCAACGUGCGCUUUGUGGCCUGCCAUCGGUGUGGGGUCCAUGUGAUGCAAAGUGCUUUGCUGCAGCUGCCCCGCCUAUUGGGGAGGCAGGAGGAGGAGGCGCAGAGAGAGGAGGAGGAGCAGGACGACGACGACGACGACGACGGCGGGGAGGAUGGUCCCCCUGAGACCCUGGAGGACCUGGUCCUGGCACUAGCCACAGAGGUGUCGGGCGACUUUCUUUUCUACUGUGGAGACACACACGGCAGCUUCGUGGUCAGAACUCUGCUGCAGGUCUUAGCAGGGACCCUUCUGGAGUCAGAGAGAAGCAGGGCCCGUGGGUCCCAGUCAUCUGAUGCGCCAAGGGCCCCAGCUUGGGAACGGAAGCCGACUGAUUUUGAGGUCCCUGAAACCUUCUCGAAUUGCCUUCAGGACUUGAUCGCCUGCUUUCUGAAGGACAUUGCUGUGUUUAUCACCGACAAAGUCUCCAGCUUCUGCCUUCAAGUGGCCUUACAGGUCUUACGUCACAGAUGGCCCCAGCUCUGUGCCCAUCUCUGCAGUGCAGUGAUCGGCUACCUGAGUACUCGCCAGGCCUCAGCAGAUGGCAGCCCACUGCUGCUGUUUCUGCGGGAUCAGACCAGCUCCAGACUCCUGGAGCAGGUGCUGCUGGUGUUGGAGCCCCCAAGGCUCCAGAACCUCUUUGGGGAUCACUUCCAGGGGCAGCUGCAGGCUCUGGCUGCACAUCCCAUCGCCAACUUCCCUCUGCAGCGCUUGCUGGAUGCUGUCACGACUCCUGAGCUGCUGACCCCUGUGUUUGAGGAGCUGAGCCCUGCCCUGGAAGCUGUGCUGGCUAAGGGCCACAUAGGAGUGGUCGUCGCCCUGGUGGGAGCCUGCCGCAGAGUGGGGGCCCACCAAGCCCAGGUCCUGCAGCUGCUGUUGAAGGCAUUCCACUGCGCAGAUCCCUCAUCCCGGCAGGUGGCCUGUGCGCCUCUCUUUGCCACUUUGAUGACAUAUGAGGUGUACUAUGGGCUAGCGGAGGAGGAGGAGGACGCAGUGCCUGCGGAGCAUCAGGUGGAAGUGGCCGAGGCCAGGCCCCUGGGGGAAGUGACAGUCCUUGGGUCCCUACUGCUCCAGCAUCUGCUGCACUUCUCCAGCCCUGGUCAUGUGCUCCGGAGCCUGAGUGCCUUGACGGGGCCACAGCUCCUGGCUCUGGCCCAGAGCCCUGCUGGCUCCCACGUGCUCGAUGCCGUUCUCACCAGCCCCGCAGUGACCCGCAAGCGCCGCCGCCGUUUGCUGCAGAUCCUAAAGGGGCAGUACGUGGCCCUGGCCUGUAGUCGCCAUGGCAGCCGUGUGCUCGAUGCCAUCUGGAGUGCAGCAGCCUUGGGGGCCCGGAAGGAGAUUGCUGCCGAGCUGGGGGAGCGGAACCAAGAGCUGCUGAGAGACCCUUUUGGCCACCAUGUGGCUCGAAACGUGGCCUUGACUACUUUCCUGAAGCGGCGAGGGGCGUGGGAACAGCAGCAGGGGGCUGUGGCCAAGCGGAGGCGUGUCCUGAAUUCAAUACUGGAAGACUGAGCCUUAGCAUCUGGGACUCUGUGGAUAGGGCGGGUGGAGAGGGGGCACCUGCCCUCUCCCUUUCUCGGUUUGAAUUAGAGUCAAAGACUCUCAUCAGUAAAUAUUUUUUGUCUUUUUA
Messenger RNA from Echinops telfairi (small Madagascar hedgehog), 2059 nucleotides. It is a transcript of the gene NOP9, whose product is annotated as NOP9 nucleolar protein. Bases 1 to 1941 code for a protein of 646 amino acids. Gene Ontology annotation, molecular function: RNA binding. Lineage: Eukaryota; Metazoa; Chordata; Mammalia; Afrosoricida; Tenrecidae. The transcript has 10 exons. The record is from RefSeq and is a predicted model, not a curated record. Gene Ontology annotation, biological process: ribosomal small subunit export from nucleus; endonucleolytic cleavage to generate mature 5'-end of SSU-rRNA from (SSU-rRNA, 5.8S rRNA, LSU-rRNA); endonucleolytic cleavage in 5'-ETS of tricistronic rRNA transcript (SSU-rRNA, 5.8S rRNA, LSU-rRNA). Gene Ontology annotation, cellular component: 90S preribosome; preribosome, small subunit precursor; nucleolus.